Penaeus monodon (black tiger shrimp) is the source of this 927-nucleotide messenger RNA. RefSeq lists its product as uncharacterized. The record is from RefSeq and is a predicted model, not a curated record. NCBI's taxonomy places the organism in Eukaryota, Metazoa, Arthropoda, Malacostraca, Decapoda, Penaeidae. Bases 164 to 820 code for a protein of 218 amino acids. The transcript has 2 exons. Gene Ontology annotation, molecular function: DNA-binding transcription factor activity. Gene Ontology annotation, biological process: regulation of DNA-templated transcription.
UUUUCUUGUCCACAAUUCACGACAUAUAUACUUGCGUUCUCUGAGCGAUUCUUCACUUGUUCUCUUGACAUUGAGAGGCUGCACUUGACUAGCGUACCCGUAUCAAAGACAAUUUUGUGCCUAAGCAUCAACAUACAGUCGACUAAUCUUCGGGCGCUGCAUUAUGGCUUACUACGAGUCAACAGACGCUUCCCGCUUCGGCGGUGUCGCGCCAAGAGGGAAUCAGGAUCUUGAAAGAUACGUGGACUCUAUUCUUCCGGAGACAUUCAGACCCAGUUUCGGGGAAGACUUAGACGCCAGGCGGUCUUUGGACCUGGACUUGGGAGCAGCAAGUCUAUGGCCUGACGACUCCCGCGAUAGCCUGGAUGCUUGCCUGGACUUCAGCGGAAACAACGUAGCAGGUUUCUCAUCGGACGUGUCUUAUAAUGACCAGGGUUUUUCGAGUUUGUGUGAUGUUUUGGGAGAAGAUUCCGACCAACGCCUUCGGGACUCGCGAAGCUCCUUGGGUGCCACUUCGCCUUGUUCCGGCAGAAAGGGAUACCGACACAGACACACGAGAAAAUACCUUCGAGACGAGCGCCUCCAGAAGGAGCGGAACCGCGAACUCAACAACGAGGCGUCUGUCCUGUACCGGGAGAGGCAGCGGGCGACGACCUCCAAGAAGGAAAAGCAGCUGGAACACUUGCAACAGGAAAACGAUCAGCUUUGCCAAAAAAUGGAACUCCUGACUGUGCAGAGUGAUUGGUGUCACAACACGUACGAGAAAUACAGUGAAUAUUUUGCAGGACCUCUGGACGAUAAUUUAUAUGAGCUAAGAUGAAGUUUGAUAGUUGAAUCGGAGCAAAUUACAAUACCAUGGAAUAAUGUAAUUACCUAAUAUUUAUUUAAUUUUGAUCAACAUUGUUCAUAUAACUCACUUAAAUAAUC